CCGGGGGGAGGCCAGGGCCGGUGCGUCAAGGGCAGCUGCACUGCAAGCAGGUUUUUUUCGCUGUGUCAGGCGCGUCUGGAGCUGGACAGCAAGCGCGGCUUCGGCGCGUCUGGGCCCGAGGCGGUGGGGGCGGCAAGGGCUGGGCCCGGCUCCCGAGCUCAGAAUCCACGCCUGGUGCUCGGCCUGGAACCGGCUCCCCCUCGGCCCGGUGGCUGCCCCUCCCUCACUCGGUUUUGCCUUCCCCUCGUGCUGGCUUCCCUCCCUACCAUGGCUACUGGUGAAGAGAUCCCCUCUGCCUUGCAGGACUCCUGGGGGGACUUCUGGCUUUUCCGCUUCUUUGUUAAUGCUGCUGGCUAUGCGAGUAUUGUGGUGCCGGGAUUCCUCCUCAUCCAGUACUUCAAGAGAAGGAAUUACCUGGAGACAGGCCGAGGCAUUUGCUUCCCUGUCAUCAAAUCAUGCGUGUUUGGCUCUGAGGUGAAGUCUGUACACCAGGAGGAUGGCUCCUUGCCACCCCGAGUGGAGCCCACAGAGUCUUCUACAGCCCGGCAGGUCUUCAAGCUGCUCUUCUGUACUGCUGGUCUACAGGCCUCCUACCUCACGUGGGGCGUCCUCCAGGAGCGUGUGAUGACAAGAACGUAUGGUGCCACCGAAACGGACCCUGGUGAGAAGUUCAAGGACUCCCAGUUCCUGGUGUUCAUGAACCGCAUCCUGGCCUUCACGGUGGCUGGUCUGUACUGUGCCUUGACUAAGCAGCCACGCCACGGGGCUCCUAUGUACAAAUACUCCUUUGCCUCUCUCUCCAACAUCCUCAGCAGCUGGUGCCAGUAUGAGGCACUCAAGUACAUCAGCUUCCCCACCCAAGUGCUGGCCAAGGCCUCCAAGGUGAUCCCAGUGAUGAUGAUGGGCAAACUGGUGUCUCAUAAGAGUUAUGAGUACUGGGAGUACCUGACUGCUGCCCUCAUCUCUGUGGGGGUCAGUAUGUUCCUUCUCUCCAACGGUCCCAACAAGCACAUGUCCACUGUCACCACUUUCUCAGGCAUAGUCCUUCUGGCCGGCUACAUAAUCUUUGACAGCUUCACCUCCAACUGGCAGGAUGCCCUUUUCACCUACAAGAUGUCUCCCGUGCAGAUGAUGUUUGGCGUCAACGUCUUCUCCUGCCUUUUCACGGUGGGCUCGCUCUUGGAGCAGGGUGCCUUGCUGGAGUCGGUACGCUUCAUGGCCCGCCACUCGGAAUUCACGGCCCAUGCCGUGCUGCUCUCCGUGUGCUCUGCCUGUGGCCAGCUCUUCAUCUUCUACACCAUCAACCAGUUUGGGGCGGCUGUCUUCACCAUCAUCAUGACACUCCGACAGGCCUUUGCCAUCCUUCUUUCCUGCCUCAUCUAUGGGCACGCUGUCACUGUUGUGGGUGGGCUGGGUGUAGCCGUUGUCUUCAUGGCCCUCUUCCUCCGUGUCUAUGCCCGCAGCCGUAUGAAGAAGCGCAGUAAGAAGCUCCCGCCAGGCGAGACCCCUGUACAAAAGGUCUAAGAAGCUGAUGCCAUGGCAUCUAAGCCAUGCCUACUGUCCUGUCUCCGCUCGGGGGCACUUGCUUGAUUUCUCAGAACCCGCUGAGGAGCAGGGUGGGGUAUAUGGAUAGGCUGGACCAGUGACACUUUGCCACCUGCUUUUCUUGGGGAAGGGGCUGGAACAAGCCCAGGGAGUACUCUGGGCUACCACAGCUCCAAACCUUUCCAUUUGCCUUAAUAGGUCAAAGACUUCCAGCCAAGGCAUGGGCCGGGGGGCUUGCAUCCUCAGGGAGGACCAGCGUGGGGCUGCUGGUACUCCUGCCCCACCUCUGGCUUGUGGCUUCUUUCUGAAGUCGCUGAUGAAUGAGGGAGCUCUUCUCCCUGGCUCCCUCUUGCCUCUGGCUAAUGCUCCUCCAUUUCUGUCACUGCUACAGAGCUCAGCAGGAGGAAAGGGCAAGCAAAACACUAGUUUUCUUUUUGAAACACCUCCAUGUGAGGCUCUCAGCACCCCUCCCAGGAGGUGCUCCAGGUAGGACAAGCGCAGCUACGGGAAGGACUCCCAACUUGUCCUACCCCAGGCCUGGAAUCUGCUCUGGGAGGACAUGCUACAGUGAAAGCCGGUACAUCCCAAUUUGGUUUUAGCUGUUUCUUGCCCCUGCUCCAAGAUUAUUUUCUUCGCUUCCCUCUGCCCAGGCUGAUUUUUAUGCAGAGAUGGAUUCUGGUCGGUACAGUUCCCAAGGCUUACUGAGUUGUUCUAGGUUGCUUUUUGGUUACAUCCGCUGCUGUCACAGGCCAAAGGCUGCGCUGCUCAGAAGCCCCAGCAUCACCUCGGGGUGUCUCAGUGCCACAGUUUCUGGGCUUUGUAGUUGCCAUUCAGAGAAGCACAAAUAACCCCUCUUCCUGCCAGCUGGACGCAUCAGCCCCGGCUUUCUCAGGCCGGUCAGAGCCCAACUGUGCCUGGAGGGCUGAGAGGUGGGCCAGAGCCCACGUGGGGUGCCUUGUUCCUGCUCCCCAGGCAGCAGGGGAUGGAGCAAGGAGGCACCUGCUCCUCAGGCAGCAGGGGAUGGGUUGGAACACUGGAAGCUGCUCUUCCCCAGGAACCUGGGUUUUACUGGUUAACCCUUUUCUCCUCAACACAACCUGACUGACAAGCCAGCAGGUUUUGGUACUUUUGAAAGGCAACAUUUUUCUCUUUUUAUUUUAUUAAAUUAAAAAUAUGCUGCAUAUAGUGCCA
Columba livia (rock pigeon) is the source of this 2736-nucleotide messenger RNA. RefSeq names its product solute carrier family 35 member B2 (gene SLC35B2). Gene Ontology annotation, biological process: transmembrane transport. The transcript is spliced from 4 exons. Gene Ontology annotation, cellular component: endoplasmic reticulum membrane; Golgi membrane. Lineage: Eukaryota; Metazoa; Chordata; Aves; Columbiformes; Columbidae. The record is from RefSeq and is a predicted model, not a curated record. Bases 268 to 1524 code for a protein of 418 amino acids. Gene Ontology annotation, molecular function: 3'-phosphoadenosine 5'-phosphosulfate transmembrane transporter activity.